UGUAGAAAGAGAAAGAGUCAUCAAACGAGGUCCAAGUGUUUUUAAUUAUUAAUAAAUAACUUAAGUUAGACCGCAAAUUGUUUAGUGAAUGUGCGAAAAACACGUCGCGUGUGCUACUCUCAACACUCGAAGCGUCGAAAACAAGAGGGACAAAGAGUGAAGACGGAAACAUAAGAAAAAAGUUAACUGUGGCCACCAAAACGCAGUCGACGUCGCCGUCGCGCUGCUGGCGUUGUUUAUUUGUUGUUUUUUUUUACGUGAGCGCAAAGCGAGUAUAAAAAAGGCAAGGCGAGAAGUGUUGUGGACGGGGGAAAUGGGGGGCGGAGCUAGCUCCAUUUCGUUUUCAUUUUCAUUCCCGAGCCACAACGUGCACACGAAAAUGUUCGCGACAAACGGUAAAAUCUUAAGGCAAUGAUGGCGGCCAAAUAGAUAAUAACGGUGAACAGAAAGAAGAACGAAAAAUUUAAUAAUUCGACCAGCCACGAACGAGUCCGCUGCUGCUGCGCGCGCUGCCGCCAGUGACCGAGGCAGAGAGGCAGCAAUCUUAUCGCCUAUAUGUUCGUGUUCCAGAGCCAAUUGAUGGGCGCUGUGCUUCUUCGGACCGAAAAAACGCUGAAAAACUGACUGAUGGGAUAUUGAUUCUUCUUCAGCAUUCAGAAAUCAAAAACAAAGAAGGACCGCAAGAAAAGCACGGUGAAAACGGUGUGUAAAGACAACUGUGCCUGUCCUGUGUGAGUGUGCGUGCGCGCGUUUUGGUGUAUGUGUGUGUGCGAAAAACAGUUAUUUUUGUUGUGAAAACAGUGAAAAAGUUGAGGCGAAAAGAUGACGGACUAUGUGGAGCUGAUGAACAGCAUGUCCAGCACAUUCAACAGCGACUGUGCCACGAGCACGGCGGAGGGCGGCACCCUCUUGAACCUGGACCUGGCCGAGGACAAAACUCUCAAGUGGCGCAAUCUGGCCAACAAUCAGUUUGCCUGCAAGGACAAAAAGCAUAAGGAGGAGGAGCAGCGGGACAAGGAGAAGGAGAAGGAGCGGUCUCAGGAGAAGCCCGAGGAAAUCGAGGAUAAUAUCAAGGAGCUGCUCGCCGAUGUUGUGGAUGCCGCUGCCGUGAAGCUGGAAGAGGAAGCAGCAGCAGCAGCAUCGGCGGCGGCAGCAGCAGCAGAGGCAGAGGUAGCUACGGCGACGCCGGCAGAGCUCCAAGGCCAGAAUGCAGAGCACAGCGCAGAGGAAAAGGAGGCAACGUUGGCGGUGGAGCAGCAGCAGCAGCAAAGAGAAGAAGAGGGUGCAAAAGAGAGCGAUUACAAGCAGGCAGAGGAGUCGGAAGAGGUGGUGUCACAGAAUACAAAUACCGCUAGCAUAACAGUAAAGGUGGAAAACGAGCAGGCAGAGAAAAGUGCAAAUGCAGCGACGUUGGCAGAGGACAGCAGCAGCGGCAUCAAGACUGAGCAGCAGCCCAAAGAGGCGGCAGCACUGGGACAAGAAGAAGAGGAAGAAGACGAAGCAAACGAGACAGCAAAAGCUAAAGCCAAAGCAAACGCAGCUUCGAAAUCGCCAUCAAAAUCAGCAUCUCCACUUGUUGUCAAUUCUGCCAGCGUCGACGUCGUCGUCCCGGCUGACGCAACAGAUUCGAAUGUGGCCACCAGCAGCAGCAGCGGCAGCAGCAAUAACAAUAAUAGCAGUAACCCAGCAGCGACGCUGUCGGAGGCAGUGGCAGCAGCAGCAGCAGCUGAUAAAAACGAACAAGUUUCGCCUGGCGGAACGCGUCGUUCGCGUCGCACGCCGCGACCCACAGACACGCCUACUCCCACAUCGACGCCAACUCCCACUCCCACACCGCGCUCGGAUGAACCUCCACCCGUGGAAGCCCCCGAAUCCCUCGAGGAGGAGAUGCAAAUAGAUGUGAGUGUGGAGUUACCUGGUUCCGUGCCGGAGGAUAUCGCUGAUAGCGCUGCCGUGGAGCUGGAGGUGAAGAAAGAGCCAGAGAAACCUUCACCGACCUCCCUGGAGGAAGUGCCAGCACCUGCGCCCAAACGUGGACGAGGUCGUGCCAAAAAGAUAAGGCCAGAGGGCGGCGACAUGGAUGCCGUCGUUGAAGUGCCACAGCAACAGCAGCAGCUCGUCGAGGAUUCAACAACUGCGGUGGUGGAACGAAAGCCAGGACGAAAGCGGAAGCUGCCUGAGGAGCCACUGGAUCAAGCGCUGAGUACCGACCUGGUGGUGGUGGUUAAAACGGAGCACGACGAACUGACAGAUCUGGGGAAUGCUCCCAGUGGCGAUGGCAAAAGGAUGCGACGAAGUGUACGCUUGGGGAAUCGACAUACCGCCGAUGGAGCCACGUGGGAGGAGGUGAAGACAGAGAUGACGCUGCCACCACCGCCGCCCGAGAGAGAACUACCGCUGACGGAGGUCACCUCAGUUUUGGUGGCUCCAGCCACCGUUCUAGACGAGAAGACGCCGCCAAAGAAGCGGGGUCGCAAGGCCAAGAUUCAGCCAGGUGCGAAACUGGAGCCAGGAACUUCCGCCUCCACCACGCUGCACACUCUGACCAAUGGGAACAACAACAACAAGAACAAGGCCGGCCCCGGAGGAGCAGAGGUGCAACUGCCCAAGCGCUCGAAAAGAAGAAUCAAGCCCACGCCCAAGAUCCUGGAGAACGAUGAGCUGCGCUGUGAGUUCGAAACGAAGCACAUUGAGCGGAUGACGCACUGGGAAACCGCUGCAGCGGCAGCAGGCGGGGAUGGUGAUUUUGAGACUCCUCCAACCGGAGGCAAUGGCUCGAACUCAUCAACGUCCCGGCAAAAGAGCGACAAAUCGGAUGGCAGCAACUUUGAGGGUCUGCCAGGACAUCCCGCUGGCACGAGUGCCAUCAAGAAGAGACUCUUCUCCAAGUCCCAGCGCGAUAUUGAGAACUAUGGUGCUGCCCAGCUGGCCAAGAGCAAAGUGCGACCGUGCCCGGAUGUGGAGCAAUUCCUUAGCGACAUUAAGGCCUGCCGGUUCAAUGCUAAUCGAUCGCCCGAGGAGCGGAAGCUGAACAAGAAGCAGCAGCGGAAGCUGGCCAAGCAGAAGGAGAAACACCUGAAGCAUCUGGGCCUGCAGCGGAAUCACAGUGAGGAGGCCUCGGACAACGAUAGCUCCAAUACGGACAAUGAGUUCGUGCCCACCACCCGGGUGCAGGUGGGCAAGCCCAGUGUGACGCUUCGAGUGCGGAACACGGUCGCCAAGGAGGUGCCCACGACAUCUUCAGCCGCGGCAGCUGCUGCUCUCAAAUCUCUCAAAUCCACCAAUUUGACCGUGCAGCCGCCCAAGCUAACGCGGCGAGUGGGUGGUGUCCGAGGAGGAGGAGGAGGAGUAGCAACAGCAGCAGCAGCAGCAGGUGGCACGAUCUCUACCCUCGAUGCGGCACAGCUUCAUUCGCUGAACAGCUCGAUCCUGGCGGAUGCCAUUGACCUAGAUGCUGCCUCACCCAGUACCUCGAAGCUGGCCAAGUUCCUGUGCCUGUGCCAGAAGAGUUCGCAGUACUAUGCCCGGAAUGCCCCCGAUUCGUCCUACUGCUGUGCCAUCGAUCACAUUGACGAGCAGAAGAUUGGCUGCUGCAACGAGCUCUCAGCGGAGGUGCACAACCUCCUGCGGCCGAGUCAGCGGGUCAGCUACAUGAUCCUCUGCGACGAGCACAAGAAGCGUCUGCAUUCGCACAACUGCUGUGCGGGAUGUGGGAUCUUUUGCACCCAAGGCAAGUUUGUGCUGUGCAAGCAGCAGCACUUCUUUCAUCCGGACUGCGCCCAACGCUUCAUCCUGAACACGCCGUAUGAUGAGGGUCAUGGUGGAGAUCAUCAGCAGGGCGGCGCCAAGUUUAGCAGUCCCAUGUUGGUUCUAAAGUGCCCCCAUUGCGGAAUGGACACACCCGAGCGCACCUCCACCGUGACCAUGAAGUGCCAGACGCUGCCCGUCUUUCUGCCCACUCAAAAGUACAAGAUAAAACCCGCCAAGCUGACCACCGCUUCGCACCUGGCACAGUUUGGUUCUACCGGCAAAACCAGUUCAGGAGCCAAGGCCAAGGGCAAGGCCUCGUCCUCCUCCUCCUCCGCCUCCGCCUCCGCCUCCGUAGUGGCCACAACUGGAGCAGGCUCCGUAACGAAAACAAAUGGAACACGUGGAGGAGGCAAGGGCAGCUCUAACUCCUCCGGUCAGGCUCUCAACACAAUCAACUUUGCCCAGCUGAUACCCGACUCCGUGAUGAAUGUAGUGCUUCGGGGUCAUGUGGUUUCGGCCAGUGGACGCGUGACAACGGAGUUCACCUCCCGGGAUAUGUUCUAUGCCGUGCAGAACGAUGAUCUAGAGCGAGUCGCUGAGAUUCUGGCUGCCGACUUCAAUGUGCUGACCCCCAUUCGGGAGUACCUGAACGGCACAUGCUUGCAUCUAGUGGCCCAUUCGGGCACCCUCCAGAUGGCCUACCUGCUUCUCUGCAAGGGAGCCAGCUCCCAGGACUUUGUUAAUAUUGUGGAUAGCGAGCUAAGGACGGCGCUGAUGUGUGCGGUGAUGAACGAGAAGUGCGACAUGCUGAAUCUUUUCCUGCAAUGCGGUGCCGAUGUGGCUAUUAAGGGACCCGAUGGCAAGACCUGCCUGCAUAUAGCCGCCAAGCUGGGCAACGUGGAGGCCACGCAGCUAAUUGUGGAGAGUUAUCGGGCCUCGCGGAAUAUCACCAGCUUUCUGAGCUUCAUCGAUGCGCAGGACGAGGGCGGCUGGACGGCCAUGGUGUGGGCAGCGGAACUGGGACACACGGACAUUGUUAGCUUCCUCCUCAACCAGGAUGCCGAUCCGAAUAUCUGCGACAAUGACAACAACACGGUGCUCCACUGGUCCACGUUGCACAACGAUGGCCUGGACACGAUUACGGUGCUGCUGCAGGCAGGAGCCGAUUGCAAUGUCCAGAACGUGGAGGGUGACACACCGCUCCACAUUGCCUGCCGCCAUGAGGUAACACGAAUGUGCAUAGCCCUGAUUGCCAAUGGGGCCGACCUGAUGAUCAAGAACAAGGCCGAGCAGCUGCCCUUUGACUGCAUACCCAACGAGGAGUCCGAGUGCGGCCGCACCGUGGGUUUCAACAUGCAGAUGCGUAGCUUUCGACCCCUGGGCCUGCGCACCCUCGUCGUGUGCGCAGAUGCCUCAAAUGGACGCGAAGCGCGUCCCAUUCAGGCGGUGCGCAAUGAGCUAGCCAUGUCCGAAAGCGAGGAUGAGGCGGAUUCCCUGCUAUGGCCGGACUUUCGCUAUGUCACACAGUGCAUCAUCCAGCAGAAUUCAGUGCAGAUCGAUCGGGUCUCCCAGAUGCGGAUCUGUUCGUGUCCGGAUAGCUGCAGUAGCGAUCGCUGCCAGUGCAACGGAGCCUCCUCGCAGAACUGGUACACCGCCGAGAGCCGGCUGACAGCAGACUUUAACUAUGAUGAUCCGGCAGUGAUUUUCGAGUGCAACGAUGUCUGUGGAUGUAACCAGCUUUCUUGCAAGAAUCGCGUUGUGCAGAACGGCAUGCGAACGCCGCUUCAGAUUGUGGAGUGUGAGGAACAGGCCAAGGGCUGGGGCGUCAGAGCUUUGGCUAAUGUCCCCAAGGGCACAUUUGUGGCCAGCUAUACGGGCGAGAUUCUCACCGCCCCGGAGGCGGAUCGUAGGACCGACGACAGCUACUACUUUGACCUGGACAAUGGGCACUGCAUUGAUGCCAAUUACUAUGGCAAUGUGACGCGCUUCUUCAAUCACUCAUGCGAACCAAAUGUCCUGGCCGUUCGUGUGUUCUACGAGCACCAGGACUAUCGUUUUCCCAAGAUUGCCUUCUUUGCCUGCCGCGACAUUGAUGCCGGCGAGGAAAUAUGUUACGAUUAUGGAGAGAAGUUCUGGCGAGCGGAGCACCGGUCCAUCUCUGGCUGCCGCUGCCUUACAGCCUCCUGUAAGUACCACGCCCAAUCCCAGUCGCCCAGCACAAAUGCCUCGCCCACAGAGGCAGCGACUGCUGCUGGUUCAUCGGAUCUGGAAUCAGAAACGCCAUUGAUGGCAGCUGCCGACGACACCUCGAAACUAUAAAUUAUUCCAGGAUUGCUGCUCCUACUCCCUACAGAUGAAGUACCCCCACCAAUCCACACAGACAUCAUACAUACACACACACAGCAUCACCACAGCAGCAGGAACGAUCGCCAUAUAUAAAUGUAGAGUCGCAUAUAUAGAUAGAAAGUAGAGAGUAUGCAUGAAAUAUCGAAAUCGGAGCCCAUCUCUCCUUCGACUGCCAAAUGUUUCACAGUUUACAAAUUUUUAUUACCUAUUUUUACGUCUAUGAUUAGUGUUUGCUUUUAGUUAAUUAUUGUUUGAGGUUCUCGCCUUCGUUUCCAAGUCCUUGCAGUUUUGUCAGUCCGUUGUUAAGCUUUGAAAAAGUUUUCAAAUAAUUCAUUUUACGACUUUAAAGUCUGAAUUUUUAUUAUAUAAAAAUAGUUUAUAUUAAUAUUUAUCUUGCUAUUGUAUACACCUUUGCAAUCAUUUAGUUGCCUAGUUAUUUGUUCAAUUUCGCUCGACUAUAUGUUAUAGCUAUCAUAGAAACAAACUGCAAGGAUAUUAAAAUUUCGGCUUUACCGAGGUUAGCUUUAUUAGUUUUAUCACCUCCUGAAUGUUUUUCCAUAGAUUUUACACGAAAUCAGAGAAGGGCAGAGACUAUCAAAUUAUUAACCCUCACCUGGACAUACCCUCCCCCCCCCAGUGCGUGUGUGUGUGUGUGUAUGUGUUUUUCAAGCAUACAAUUUAGAUCUAGAUUCUUAAGAAUUUUAUAGUAAACGAGGAGGAAAUGUUGGAGAAAGUGUAUCUAGUCAUAAGAUUGAAAGAGAAGCGAGCCAUGAAAUGGAAAGAGACGAGGUAUAGACAUUUGUUACAGUGUGUUUAAUGGCAGUAAAUGCAUGCAGUAAAUGCAAAUAGUUUAAAUUUAUUUUAAAUCUUUACAAAAUUGUAACUUUUUUUUGCAAGCCGACACACAUUUAAGGCAUUUAAAAGAGAAAAUCAAAAGAAAAAUAAUAUCUAUAGCAUAUUCAAAUAGUAAAGUAUACAAUAUAUGUAGAUGUUAUUUUGUGCAGGGUAAAGUACUGAUAGUCGUUAGCAGAAAACAACAUGAGAGUUAGGGAAGAGCUUAAAAAACAUGUCUAUAUAUACGAUAUAUAUAUAUUAUAUAAUAUAUACAAACACACACACACACUGAGUGCCACCAUCUCCUCCAAUACUCCUCUUCUCCCCCAUUUGCAAAAAAUUGUAUUAAAGUUUCCCUUUUUUCUUUUUUAAGUUUGCCAAGCAACGUCGUUAGCCAAGCCACAAGUGCCUCAAAGAGAAUACAUACCCCAAAAAGCCUCCCUCGCCCCCCCUUUAGAAACCCGAAGAACCAUUUACAGGAACUAUAUGUACACAAAUAGAUAUGUUUAGCCAGCUAUCAAUCGACCAAGAUCACAAAUUGCAAUGCAUUUUGUGGCAACGAUAGAGACUGCGGUUCACAUACUUGCAGCAUACUUAAUCAAUGUAUAUGAGUUUCCCAAUUAUAUGUAUACCCCCCUCUCUCGUAGCAUAUCCCCCCUGGCCCAUCCGACCCUGUCCCAGCAUGAACUAUUAUAUAGACAUAAGAAUUAUCGGGCUAUAUAAACUUCGAUGUGCGUUUUGCGUCUAAGAUUUAAGCUGUAAAUGUUUGUAACGACAAUAGGAGUAUACAUAUUGUACGUAGUUUAGACCAUAAGUCACCUCCCGUCACCCUGCGUUCUAUUCGCUCCCCCCACAGAGGGUCGGAGGAUCAAAGGACACACAGGACAUGUCUCCUCUGACCCAACAUUUCUAUACGUAUCUGUGUGUAGCCACAAUAAGCAAGGAUUUGUAAUGAUUACGAUACGGUUUCGAUGCCUGGAUCGCGUCCAGAGACUAACCACAUUUGGAAAUUAUAGCAUUUAAAUCACGAAACUCACAAAAAAUCACAUCUUACAUAUAUAUAUGUACAUUUAUUUCUUAUUUCUUAAUUGUUAUCGCGCACAGCAGUAGCUGUCAUAUUUUUUUAUUUGUUUUGUUUGCCUUUGGCUUCAUUUAUUCGUAUACGGGUUCCUUUCCCUUUGUUAGAAUUUUGAAAACAAAAGGAUGUACGAGUCACAGCACACACAUAUUUUUUUUGUAUUAUUGUUUAACCUGGAAUUGCUGAUUAGUUGAUUAACGAAAAUAUACACACACUUAUACAUACCUCCAAA
Molecule: messenger RNA, 8240 nt
Organism: Drosophila serrata
Lineage: Eukaryota; Metazoa; Arthropoda; Insecta; Diptera; Drosophilidae
Gene: G9a
Product: histone-lysine N-methyltransferase G9a
Biological process (GO): peptidyl-lysine dimethylation; negative regulation of transcription by RNA polymerase II
Cellular component (GO): nucleus; chromatin
Molecular function (GO): p53 binding; histone H3K9 methyltransferase activity; zinc ion binding
Source: RefSeq, a predicted model, not a curated record